AUGAGCCGAUCACUGAUUCUCGCCCUUUUCUGUCUGUUCAGCAUCGCUUUGGCGCAACAAACGAUCUCUCCAUGCAGCAUGUGUGAAUUCGUGAUGAACCAGGCCCUAUAUCACUACAAAAAGGGCGAGAGCGUAUCAAAAGUCGAAGAUGAGCUACUUUUUCCAGCAAAUACUCCACGUCUUUGGAAACAUCUCCUGGUGAAGGGUGUGACGCUUCAGGAAUUGAAUCCCCUUACCACACGAUUCAUCGACGGACCAUCUAUUUUUGCUAACAUGUUGUCAGUGUUUGUAAUUUUGGUUUUAAUAUCUGGAACUCGUGCAGAUUACGACUUUCGUGGAAGAGAUUAUGUUCGGCAAAAGUCUGAGCGACUUGUUUUUGGGGUGGCUAUGGUUCGAGACUUCAGCACAAUGCCCCGUGUCUUGGACGAUGCCCUUUCGGCCGGGUAUCGCACCUUUGACACAGCCCAACUAUAUGGUAACGAAGCAGCCACCGGUAACGCUCUCAAUCAGCUCCUUCACAAACACGGAUUGACAAGAUCGUUGAGCAAGUUAAAUCUUGGAUACAUUGAUUUGAUGUUGAUUCACUCGCCUGCAGCUAGUCCCGAUGUUCCUUCAAAUCCUCAUCAUCAUCAGAUUGAGAGGAAGAAGACAUGGCAAGCGAUGGAGAAGUAUUACAAACUCGGCAAAAUCAAAGCGAUCGGAGUCUCGAAUUAUCUCAUAAAUCAUUUGGAGGAUCUCUUGAGCUAUGCAACGAUUUUCCCCGCUGUUAAUCAAGCCGAAUACAGUCUCAGCUAUCAAAUGAAUGAUUUGGUGGAUUAUUGUGCAAGGAAGGGGAUUGUUUUCCAAUCCUUCAGUUGUCAACUUGUUGCCACACGAAACAAGGUGCUUAAUGUGGAUCGAAGGUUGACCACAAUUGCUAGAAAAUACAGCAUCACACCGAAAAUGCUUGAAUAUGCGUUUUCGUUGAAUCGAGAUAUAAGUGUUGUCAUGGGAUCGAAAACCGCUUCUCAUAUGAGAGAGAAUCGAGCUUUGUUGAAAAUCAAAUUGAGCCAAGAAGAUCUCUCUGCUUUGCAACUGCCAAACGGUGUUACUGGUCAAAGAUCGACUGCUUGUCGAAUGGACCCAAGAUUGAUUCGGUUU
Molecule: messenger RNA, 1140 nt
Organism: Mesorhabditis belari
Lineage: Eukaryota; Metazoa; Nematoda; Chromadorea; Rhabditida; Rhabditidae
Source: the annotation of a GenBank genome assembly